Molecule: messenger RNA, 219 nt
Organism: Aphanomyces astaci
Lineage: Eukaryota; Oomycota; Saprolegniomycetes; Saprolegniales; Verrucalvaceae
Exons: 2
Coding region: 1-219 (72 amino acids)
Source: RefSeq, a predicted model, not a curated record
AUGCCACCGCGCAAACAGCUCCGACAGGCCCUAAUCGUCCAAGCGAACGAAUCGACAGUCUUUUCCUCCACAGACACUCGCUCGUGCUUCUUCAAGCCGGACCGCGCAUCCGACAAAGAUAGCUCGCUCAAGCGAUGCAUGUAUGCGGUUGCCGUCAAAGUCAAAGAAGCCAUUUCGCACGAACUGCCGCCAAGGUUUGGGUUGAUGUUUGAUGGAUGA